Messenger RNA from Psylliodes chrysocephalus, 555 nucleotides. The record is from the annotation of a GenBank genome assembly. Lineage: Eukaryota; Metazoa; Arthropoda; Insecta; Coleoptera; Chrysomelidae.
AUGAUUAUCAAAUCUGGAGGGACUACUUUGCAAACAGCUGAAGUAAUUUUCCACGCUAUAUUUGGGACAUAUCUGGAAGACAUCGGAGUUCUUGGAGAAAUAACCACCAGGGGAGGCUGGUCUAAGCGAAAAGCUCUGAACCCAGUGUUUAAUGAUAGGAGCAAGCAGCAUGCAAUCGUUGUCACACCCAUUGUACACAAAUAUGUAUCAAAGAUGGCACAAUCACUCCUAACAAAGACAUUGGGAAACACUGAACCAUGUUACACUACAAGACCUUCUUUCAACGGCAAGAGGAAGAGGACUUUUAACGAAGCUUUCAAAUCAUACUUGGACUCAGGCAAAGUUAUGUCAUCCUACUCAUCCGACCCUAUACAACUGCAGCUGGCCCUUAGAAAAUUAAAGGACGAAUUACGGAAAGACAUGGACGCAGGAAAAUUGGAGGAUGUUGGAAACAAAAAUUGGUUGGAGAAGAAUGCUGAAGGAGUUUGGGUGGCUUCUGAAAAGGUUCCUACUGACAAAGGAAUAUCUUUCUGGGGACCGGGAGACUCGGUUUGA